Messenger RNA from Oppia nitens, 903 nucleotides. RefSeq names its product 39S ribosomal protein L41, mitochondrial-like (gene mRpL41). Gene Ontology annotation, cellular component: mitochondrial large ribosomal subunit. The transcript has a single exon. Gene Ontology annotation, molecular function: structural constituent of ribosome. NCBI's taxonomy places the organism in Eukaryota, Metazoa, Arthropoda, Arachnida, Sarcoptiformes, Oppiidae. The record is from RefSeq and is a predicted model, not a curated record. Bases 233 to 781 code for a protein of 182 amino acids.
AUCAUUAGUGUCACUAAUUGAUCCAAUAAUACAAAAAAUGGUUCAGUUUUUAAGUCAAUUAAUUGAUCCCAAACUCAACACAAACUCAACAAAACAUAUGAUUGUAUUACUCGUCACGUAAUAAAUGAAUGAUUUGUUGAAUCUGUAAACACAAGACAUGUGAUUGUUAUUUGUGACCAAAUUAUCAAAAAAGUGGUCAAUAUUUGUGUUAAUCUAACAGUUAAAGUAUAUAAUGACCUACAAAAUGGUCACCCGAUGUCAUACAAAUCAAUUGUUGUCUAAAUGGUUGGUCAGUGGAUUAUACAGACAGACAACUGGUUUUCAUACRAGCAGUCGAUUGGAUGUCCGAAACUUCCGACGAUUUAUGGUCCCAAACAAAAGGGGACAGUUUGAACACCCGAGACUACCGAAGCCAUUGCUUGAAAAAGAGUUUGAUUAUCCUGUCUUUAGGGACACAUUGUUUAUCCGAUGGCCCGGCUAUUGGUUUAAAGGAAAGUUUGUUUAUGUCAAGGAAAUGGAGCCACAAAUAAUUGUUCCCGAUUUACAAGACUUUCAUCUCAAACCAUAUGUGUCCUAUCGAUGUCCAGACAUAACACAGUCUGCAUUUACGGCCAGAGAUCUAUUUAAUGCAACGCUUGCCGACAGUAUAAUUGAAAAGUUUAAGAAUGGAGAAGAUAUUGACCACAAUGUGACCGAUGAAGACAUACAAAAGGCUAAAAUCAAAGCAAAACAGACGGGCGCCGACCUCUUCAGUGAUACAAACUUUUUUGGCAUUCAAUAACAGUUUUGUUAAUAUUUGAAGAUUUGAAUUGCAUUUUCAUCUAAUAUACUGUGUAUUAAUAUAUUUUAUGUUUCAUCAAAUUGAAUAACUGAUAAUAUUUUAUAGAUGUAGUGAUGAAAUGU